AUGAGUUAUUGGCCAGAGCCCGUCAAGAGGAUUUUUGAUCUGUCCGAUUUGAAGAAUUUUGAAAAAUCAAUUGCUUUUCAUGAGUUAAAGGAAACUUUAGACGAGAUUGUGGUAUUGGUGCAAGGUGUGAAACUACCACCGGGGAUCUUGGAUGUCGCAAUUGUUACACGAGAUGGUAAUAGCACGGGUCAGCCACGACUACCUCCCCCGAGUGUAGUGAUCCCGACAUUGGACAAGAGAUACAGCGAUAACGUUGAACAGCUACUACAUUUUUUUGUCGCUUUAAACAAAGAUAUAGAUGAAACUCCCCCUAUAUCAGGUCCAGCAAGGUUUGGAAAUGUGGCAUUUCGAAAGUGGUAUGAGAAAAUGGAAAAACGUCUACCCCAAUUGCUACUCAAUUUAACCAGCACCAGCACCAGCACUGACACUGGCACCAGCACGAACACUGACACUAACACCAGCACUGACACUGACACUGACACUGGCACUAGCACAAAUUCGGUAAAUAAUCAACAAUUUGUAGAGGAAGCAAGUCACUACUUGGAUAAUUCAUUUGGCUCGAAAAUGAGACUAGAUUAUGGAACAGGGCAUGAGCUUUCGUUUCUUGCAUUUCUUGGAGGUUUAAUGAGAUACAAAUUUAUAGAAAACCCCACAGGGGAAGAAAUUCUAGUCUUGUUCGCCAAGUAUUAUGAUCUUGUACGGCUGCUUAUAUCGGUUUACAAUUUGGAACCUGCGGGAUCGCAUGGAGUAUGGGGCUUAGAUGAUCAUUUUCAUUUGAUAUAUAUUCUUGGCGCAUCGCAGUUUUGUAAUGAUCCACUGGCACCAUCUGUCAAAAGUGCGUUGAGCAAACAAUUAAUAUGUGCAUAUAUGGCAACUAAUUUGUAUAUUAAUGCAAUUGCCUUUAUUUUCAAAUUGAAAAGCGGUCCGUUUUUUGAGCACAGUCCUAUUAUUAAUGAUAUUCACACUAACGUGGUGCUGUGGAACAAAGUCCGACAGGGACUAAUGAAGAUGUAUAUGGUUGAGGUGUUUGGAAAAUUUCCCGUUAUUCAACAUUUCUGGUUCGGAGAGAAAUUGUAUCCUUGGAGAGAUGCGCGGUCAAAAAAUUUGUUACCUUUUCAUCAAAAGGAAGAAGAGGGCGUAGGUGGUGGUGGUGAUAGCAGUAACGUACAUAGUCAGAAACUACCAAUGCCAAUGACGGCUGCUCCUUGGGCAACUAAACAACGCAAUCCACCACCACUGCGUAAGUAA
Messenger RNA from Lodderomyces oxycetoniae, 1248 nucleotides. It is a transcript of the gene RRD1, whose product is annotated as peptidylprolyl isomerase. The transcript has a single exon. Gene Ontology annotation, cellular component: cytoplasm; protein phosphatase type 2A complex; nucleus. The coding region runs from base 1 to 1248 and encodes 415 amino acids. The record is from RefSeq and is a predicted model, not a curated record. NCBI's taxonomy places the organism in Eukaryota, Fungi, Ascomycota, Pichiomycetes, Serinales, Debaryomycetaceae. Gene Ontology annotation, biological process: mitotic spindle organization. Gene Ontology annotation, molecular function: protein tyrosine phosphatase activator activity; peptidyl-prolyl cis-trans isomerase activity.